This is a messenger RNA of Aptenodytes forsteri (emperor penguin), 2011 nucleotides long. RefSeq names its product sorting nexin family member 27 (gene SNX27). The transcript is spliced from 15 exons. The record is from RefSeq and is a predicted model, not a curated record. Bases 1 to 1770 code for a protein of 589 amino acids. Lineage: Eukaryota; Metazoa; Chordata; Aves; Sphenisciformes; Spheniscidae. Gene Ontology annotation, cellular component: early endosome. Gene Ontology annotation, biological process: intracellular protein transport; signal transduction. Gene Ontology annotation, molecular function: phosphatidylinositol-3-phosphate binding; protein binding.
AUGCCAGACGGCACCAGGCAAGCCCCGACGGGCGAGUGCCGAGGCUGGCAGUGCCUGAUCUCGCCCCACGCCUGCCAGGGUUUCUGCCCUCGCAGCGGUGUCAGCGGGCAGCAAAGCGUGCCACUGCCUCGGGUCACAGUCCGGAGUCUCAGCCCAGGCCUGCCUUGGCAGGCGUCUUCGCCGGCGUGCUGGACUGUGGACUGUGGCACGGGUGUGUAUUCCCUCUGCUGUGGGGAGACGAUCGCCGACAGAAACGUGCUCGUCGAUGAUGAUUCCAGCCUGAGUUGCUAUGGUGACUUUAUUGCAAAGGUGCGAGUCCUCCGGCCCCGUGUGCCUGUGGCUCUGCAGUCACCUCGGCCUCGCUUAUGGCUUUUCUGCUCUCUCUUUCGCAGGAAUGGGGUGAAUGUCGAAGGAGCAACACACAAGCAAGUGGUGGACCUGAUUCGCGCAGGAGAGAAGGAGUUAAUUCUGACGGUGUUGUCUGUGCCUCCCCACGAGGCAGAUAAUCUCGAUCCGAGCGAUGACUCUUUGGGGCAGUCGUUCUACGACUACACGGAAAAACAAGCUGUGCCCAUCUCCAUCCCCACGUACAAGCACGUGGAGCAAAACGGCGAGAAGUUUGUGGUCUACAAUGUUUACAUGGCGGGCCGCCAGCUCUGCUCAAAGCGGUACCGGGAGUUUGCCAUCCUCCACCAGAACCUGAAACGGGAAUUUGCCAACUUCACUUUUCCGCGUCUCCCGGGGAAGUGGCCAUUCUCUUUGUCGGAGCAGCAGCUGGACGCCCGGCGGCGAGGGCUGGAGGAGUACCUGGAGAAAGUGUGCUCGAUACGCGUCAUUGGGGAGAGCGACAUCAUGCAGGAGUUCCUGUCGGAGUCGGACGAGAAUUACAACGGCGUCUCGGACGUGGAGCUCCGAGUAGCAUUACCAGAUAUAACAACAGUGACAGUCAGAGUCAAAAAGAACAGCACUACAGACCAGGUGUACCAGGCUGUGGCUGCAAAAGUCGGAAUGGACAGUAUUACCGCAAACUACUUUGCCUUGUUUGAAGUGAUCAAUCACUCCUUUGUGCGCAAACUAGCACCCAACGAAUUCCCCCACAAACUCUACGUGCAGAACUACACCUCGGCGGUGCCGGGAACGUGCCUGACCAUCCGAAAAUGGCUCUUCACUACAGAGGAGGAGGUUCUUCUCAAUGACAACGACCUGGCAGUCACCUACUUCUUCCAUCAGGCUGUUGAUGAUGUCAAGAAAGGCUACAUCAAAGCAGAGGAGAAGUCCUACCAGUUACAGAAGCUGUGUGAGCAGAGAAAGAUGGUCAUGUAUUUAAACAUGCUACGGACGUGCGAGGGUUACAACGAGAUCAUCUUCCCCCAUUGCUCCUGUGACUCUCGGCGGAAGGGACAUGUGAUCACAGCCAUCAGCAUUAAGCACUUUAAACUCCAUGCCUGCACAGAGGAGGGCCAGCUGGAGAACCAGGUAAUAGCAUUCGAAUGGGACGAAAUGCAGCGGUGGGACACGGACGAAGAGGGAAUGGCGUUUUGUUUUGAAUACGCACGAGGAGAGAAGAAACCCCGAUGGGUUAAAAUCUUCACCCCCUACUUCAACUACAUGCACGAGUGCUUUGAACGGGUUUUCUGCGAGCUCAAGUGGAGGAAGGAGGUGGAGGAGGAAGCAACAGACAAGGAUAACAAGAACUGCAGUAAAGACAAUAUGUGCAGCAAGAAUAUCUUUCAGAUGGUCAGGUCACAGCAGAGGGACGCGGCCACUUAGCCCCUCGUCACGGAAGAACGUAACCCCCCCCCCCUUCCCCAAUUAACUCUUAAAAUUCUGUUAUUGUAUUAAAGCCCUUAAACUAAAUAUUAUUAAUAAUAAUACCAUUUGUGAACUUCAUGUUUAUGGAAUUAAGCAACUAGGAUAAAUGGCAGGCUCGGCCAAGAAAAGAGGGGAAAACAGUGUUGGAUGGCAGAGGAACCGCCCGAGGGUGUUCUGUCUCUUCCUUCCGCUUGGGUCC